GCAAAACAGAAAGCAGCAGGCUACCAGCUCCUCACUCAUCUCAUGAUCUGCUGCUGGCUUCUUGGAACCAGUUCCCUUCUUUUUUUUCCCUUCCCUCUCCUGUCUUCCUUGCCAUCAUCUUAGCACCGCGUGUCCAUCGUAUUGCUUUACCAUUACACUUUACACCGUCUUUUUCUAUUACUUGCGCCUCUACUACCGCCAACCGCUUUUCUUGCCGUUUGGCUUCUAACCCGCCAUCACAGAAAGCGACACGCCCAACGGCCACAACCACAAGCUUUCUACCGCCGCCGACACCAUGUCGUCAUCGGCGCCCCCAGCUACCGUCGACGCCCCUGACGAGCAGCAGAGCGAAGGCUCCAAGCUGAGAACAUUUUUGGGAAUCCUCAGAAAGUUCAUUGGAGUCUCAGAUCUCGCCGCCGUCCGCUUCUCGCUCCCCUCCCAGCUUCUCGAGCCCACGCCCAACCUCGAGUACUGGACCUACCUCGAUGCCCCUAAUGCCUUCAUCGCAAUUGGCACCGCCGACGAACCACUCGACCGAAUGCUCGAGGUCGUCCGUUUCUGGCUGACCAAGGAUAUCAAGUAUGCAAAGGGCAAGCCCUGCAAGCCUUACAACUCGUGCCUUGGCGAAUUCUUCAGAUGCAACUGGGACACCGAGGACAAUGCACCAAAGAUUGUGUCGUCUGCUAUUACCCAGAACGGAGUCAGCUCCAGCGGCUCGAGUAUCAAGGCCUCUAGCGUAAAGAGUGACAAGAAUGCCUCGACAAUGUCCCUUUCCGUGCCUCAGCACGACAGCAGCGCCGAUAAGAAGCUUGUCCGCGUCUCUUACCUCACCGAGCAGACCUCUCACCACCCUCCCGUCAGCGCUUUCCACAUUGCUUGCCCCGAAAAGGGCCUCAGCGCCCGCGGCUUCGACCAAAUCACAGCAAAGUUCACUGGCACCUCCGUCAAGGUCAUGCCCGGCGAGCACAACCUUGGCAUCUUCAUCACCCUCGACAACCGCGAUGGUGAGACCUACCAGCUCACUCACCCCGCUGCCCACCUUGGCGGCAUCCUUCGUGGCACCCUGAGUGUCUCUGUUAGCGAAAUGGCUUACUUUACCUGCCCGAAGACCAAGAUCAAGGCUAUCCUUCACUACGUCGAUGAAGGCUGGUUGGGCCGCAGCACCAACAAGGUCGACGGUGUUAUCUUCAACUACGAUCCUGAAAACGACAACAUCACCAGAGUACAGGAUGUCCCCGAGGAGGAUAUCCUGGCCCGUCUGAGCGGCCCUUGGAGAGAAAAGGUCGUCUUCACGCUUGGUUCUCGACCAGUUAAAACUGUCCCUGCUGAGGAACAGUACACCAUUAUCGACAUCGCCCCUCUCAGCGUCGCCCCCAAAGUUAUCCCUCCUGCCGAAAAGCAGCUCCCCAACGAGUCGCUCACCCUCUGGGGCAACGUUACCACCGCCAUUCACGCCAAGCAGUUCUCCAAGGCCACCUCGAUCAAGCAGGAGCUCGAGGAGGCCCAACGUGUCAAGGCCCGCGAGCGCGAGGCCAACGGCACCACCUGGUCCCCAGUUUACUUUGAGCAUGCUGUCGGCAACGGCGGCCGCCCUGACCUUACCGAGAAGGGCAAACAAGUCAUUGAGCGCAGCCAGAAGGGCGAAUGGUCCCUCGAUGGCAUCUAGAGCCACCACCGUUUCCGUCAUUGCUUUCCUGUCAUCUUCUUUUUUUGGGUAUAUGCUUAGUGGUAUGGCAUUGAAUGUGGACAACGUAAGGACUUUCUUUGUCCGUUCUUAAUUAUGGCGCUAUCCCGUGCUCUUUUUUUUUUUGUUUUUCUGCUCAGACUUGAUAUUGCUUAUUCCGGGGCUCAACUUAGAGACAACCGCGCGGCACGCAUGGCACUCUUUAUUACGUUAUGUUACGUUCUACUCUUUUCUUGCAUUAGACGACGCGAAUUGCAUGGUUGAGCAAUGGAGCUGUUUUCAGACUCCUCAUUUUACACCUUUUUGGGCUAGAUAGAGAUGGUAUUUUUACUUUCUUGUUUGCUGCGUGCCUUGUGGCUGGUGGCUACUCUGUCACCAUGUCUCUCAGACGUACAUAGAAUGCAUGGAUAAAUUUGGCACAAAGAAAGCAGUAUUCAGAUCAUUUUUUUUUAAAAAAGCCUAUGGGCAUUAAAAAAGCUGUAAACUAAAAUGUUGCGAUUUUUCCUUCGUCUCGUUUUCUUCUUACAUGGGGGCUGGCACACCAGCGCCUCUACUAUAAUACAAGUUUGGUUGCAGAAGCGACAACCAGCCAUACCGCCUCAACGAUAAGCUGCCUGUCCCUUCUACGUUUUUCUAAUGUAACAGAUUCCAUCCGACUCUUUUUUGGGUCCUCCUCGAAACACAUGGUCAGAUCUGUGGCAGAUUUAACCGAGAUUUCUUAGGGGUGUAGUAUCAAAGCGUGAUGUUUUUUUAAGCGUCAAUGAAGCCCUUGACGUUGCCCAACCAGCGGAGGUACUCGCGCUGCUCCUUGACAUCGACGUAGUCGGGGACAAAGACAGCCAUGGUCUGGGUGAUGCCUCUCUCCUCAAGGAAGCGCUCCAUGAGAACCUGGAGGUCCUCGUCGAGGCUGCCAAAGGGAGGGCCGGGGUAGACAUCGGCGCGCUUCUGGGCGGCAUCGGGGCUCUCAACCUUGGCGAGCGAAGCGUCCUCGUAGAAGAACAUGUUCUCGACAACAAUGGCGCCGUCCUGGGCGGUCGCGUCAAUGUUGAGAGCGCCCUUGGUCUUGCCGGGCUUCUCGAUCACAAUGGACAAGUUGAUGGGGGCGCCGGCCUCGUCGAGCGCAUCAAAGUCCUCGGCAUCCUCCUCGGCCAGCUCGUUCUGCUUGGCGUCAACGUUGUCGUCGGCAAGCUCGUCCUCGAGGGCGGCGUCCUCGGCGUACGGGUCGAAGUUGGUGAUGUCGGCAACGGAGAAGCUGACGGUGAUCCUGGAAGCGCGUUAGUAACUUUUCUAGGUGAAGCUCGCUCGUAGUCUUACUUUUCGUCGCCAAAGUCGCGGACCAGCUUCACAACCUCCUGGCCAGGGAUGUCGACCAGCUCAAAGGGGCUGUUCUCGAGAAAGUCCUUGAUGCUGGCGGGCUGCUCCUCGCUGGCGGCCAUCUCGUUCUCAAUGGAGAUUUCGCUCUCGAGCUUGGCGGAGAGCUCAUCGUCAGUUUCGCCGUCGGCGGCGCGGCGGCCAGCAGUCGUCGAGAAGGGGGCGGCAACGCGGGCAGAGGUCAGGGAGUAGGCGCUCGAUGCCUUGAGGAAUGCGCUGGGGCGGGCGGCGGAGCGAGCAAUGGUGCUGGCGCCAGAGAGGCGGGCCAGAGUUCGGGGCGCGGAGCGCGCAAGCGAUCGGAUAGAAAGCAUUGUGAGGGCGAGGCGGAUGGAUGAGAGGAACGGUGGUGGUUGAAGGAGAG
Messenger RNA from [Torrubiella] hemipterigena, 3416 nucleotides. Lineage: Eukaryota; Fungi; Ascomycota; Sordariomycetes; Hypocreales; Clavicipitaceae. The record is from the annotation of a GenBank genome assembly.